AUGGGCAGACAUGGAUGUGGAGAAUGCAAUGAAAAUGGUGGACUUUUAGUAGAUUUAUGUGGCUUGAAUGAUCUAGUUAUUGGAGGUUCCUUAUUUCCACACAAGGACAUUCACAAGCUUACAUGGAAUUCACCAAAUGGCAGGGACCAAAACCAGAUAGACCACAUAAUUAUAAAUGGAAGAUGGAGAAAGUCUCUGAUGGAUGUCUGUGUCAAAAGGGGAGCCGAUUGUGGAAGUGACCACCACCUUCUACUUGGGAAAAUUAAACUUAAACUGAGAAAGGUAGCCAGACCACAGCAUAACAGAAAAAUAUAUAACAUACACCGCCUCAAAGACAAUCUGAUAAGACAAAAAUUCAACAUCAGCAUAAGAAACCAAUACCAAACACUACACACUAUCAGUGAAAACCACGACAACAUUGGUCCCGAUCUAAACGAACAUUGGAACAAAGUAAAAACUAUGUUUAACGAUACAGCUGAAAAUGUACUUGGAAUUAGAGACAGUACAAGGAAAAGGUGGAUUUCAGAUGCAACCUGGAAUGUUAUUGAAAAGAGAAGAUCUACAAAAAGCAAGUGCAAUCAGGCAAGAUCAGAAAGGUUGAAAGAAAAGCUUCAAAAAGAAUACUCAGAGCUAAAUAAAGAAGUUAAGAAAAAAGCUAGAGAAGACAAAUUACAAUACAUUGAAGGAUUGGCAAAUGAAGCAGAAGAGGCAUGCAAACAUGGAGAACUAAGUACUGUAUAUAAGAUCACUAAACAGCUAUGUGGUAAAAGUAACAACAAUGACACACCAGUUUUAAGCAAGAAUGGAGAGGUAAUAACAUCAGAAGCACAGAAACUUGAAAGAUGGGCAGAGCACUUUCGGGAAGUUCUGAACAGAGAACCACCAGACAAACCAGCUCAAUUUGAUAACACCGAAGACAAGAUCGAAAUUGAUAUAUCAGAAGAAAAAAUUGAACUUGGUGAAAUAAAGAAAGCAUUAUGCAAGCUAAAAAAUAGUAAAUCAGCUGGAGUAGACAACAUCAGUGCAGAACUCCUUAAGGCAGAUGUGGAAACAACAGCAUCAAUACUGCAAACACUAUUUAGCAAAAUAUGGGAGGAUGAAAUUAUACCUGAAGACUGGGAAGAGGACUACUAG
Molecule: messenger RNA, 1134 nt
Organism: Mytilus trossulus (common blue mussel)
Lineage: Eukaryota; Metazoa; Mollusca; Bivalvia; Mytilida; Mytilidae
Exons: 1
Coding region: 1-1134 (377 amino acids)
Source: RefSeq, a predicted model, not a curated record